UCGUUCCCGGCAUGCAGCGCGGCUGGGUUCUCCCUCCGUGAUCAUCGCAUCCAGGGAGAGAGAACAGUAAUGGCGGCCGGGUAGAUCCACACACAAACACCGCGUCCGCAACCAGCCGCACUCACCGCAGCCCUCCGGGGGCAACCAGGCGCACACACCGCGGCGGAGACAGCGCGAGAGUCCCGGAGCGGGGGAACGGGAUUCAGGGGGGACGGGAAUUGUUGAGCGGACCGUUUCUGUCUGGGACUUUCCUUCUACUUUUCUAAAAAAAAAAAAAAAAAAAGAAAGAAAAAAAGAAAAGAAAAAAGAAAAACAUGGAUGAGCACCCCGGCGGAGGAGGGGUCGGAGCGGGCGCCCCACGACAGCCUCCGCCGCAGCAGCAGCAGCAGCAGCAGGGGAGCAACAGCAGCGCUAAUCCGCCGAUCGGAGGCGGCGGCGGCGGAGUCAUGGUACCGCACCAGCCGGACGAGCUUCCCCGGCCGCAGCAGCAGUACACCAUCCCCGGCAUCCUGCACUACAUCCAGCACGAGUGGGCCCGGUUCGAGAUGGAGCGGGCGCACUGGGAAGUGGAGAGGGCCGAGCUUCAGGCGAGGAUAGCGUUCCUGCAGGGGGAGAGGAAAGGUCAGGAGAACCUGAAGAACGACCUGGUUAGAAGAAUAAAAAUGCUAGAAUACGCUUUAAAACAGGAAAGAGCAAAAUACCACAAGUUAAAAUAUGGAACAGAGUUAAAUCAGGGAGAGAUGAAGAUGCCAAGCUUUGAAUCAGACACCAAAGACUCCGAGGUCUCUGCUGUUCCUGCCAACAGUCAGCUCACCUGGAAACAAGGAAGACAGCUCCUCAGACAGUACCUGCAGGAAGUGGGAUACACAGACACCAUCCUGGACGUUCGGACUCAGAGGGUUCGUUCUCUGCUCGGCCUGUCGGGCUCCGAGCAGAACGGAUCUGUGGAGAACAAGAACCUGCAGCACCUGAUCAACGGGACGGAGCGCCGCAAGGAGGGCAAGAGGAGUCCAGGUGACGUUCUGGAGACGUUCAACUUCCUGGAGAACGCAGAGGACAGCGAUGAAGAGGAGGACGAGGAGGGAGACCUGAUGGAUGACAUCAGCACCGACAAACACCAUCGAGCCAAGAAACACAAGACCAAGGUAGGGAACGAGGGUUUGGCGUCAGAGGACGACGCCGACACAGAGGAGGCUCUGAAGGAGUUUGACUUCCUGGUGACGGCGGAGGACGGAGAGGGAGCGGGCGAGGCUCGCAGCUCGGGGGACGGGACGGAGUGGGCGGAGCCUCUACCGUUUCCUCCUGGCGGGGGGAAGUCCUUCCUGUUGGGGUCGGACGACGUGCUGGAGAGCGUGCUGGGUUUGGGCGACCUCGCCGACCUCACCGUCACCAACGAUGAAACAGACUACAGCUACGACCUGCCGUCCAAUAAGGAGUCUUCGUUCAGGAAGACGUGGAACCCCAAGUACACACUGCGGAGCCACUUUGACGGUGUUCGAGCGCUGGCCUUCCACCCCGUCGAGCCGUGUCUGGUCACCGUGUCCGAGGACCACACCCUCAAACUGUGGAACCUCACCAAGACCGUCCCCGCCAAAAAAAGUGCCUCUUUUGAUGUCGAGCCCGUCUACACAUUCAGAGCUCAUGUUGGUCCAGUCUUGUCGUUGGCGAUGACCUCCAGUGGUGAGCAGUGUUACAGUGGAGGUAUCGACUCCACCAUCCAGUGGUGGAACAUCCCCAGCUCCAAUGUGGACCCAUACGAUACCUACGAUCCCAGCGUCCUGGCGGGCUCGUGGACGGGUCACACGGACGCUGUGUGGGGAUUGGCUUACAGCGGCAUCAAGAACCGCCUCCUGUCCUGCUCAGCCGACGGAACAGUAAAACUGUGGAACCCGACGGAGAAGAACCCCUGCAUCAGCACUUUCAACGCAAACAAGGAGCACGGCGUCCCUACGUCAGUGGACUUCAACGGCUGUGACCCCGCCCACAUGGUGGCAUCGUUUAACAGUGGAGACGUGGUGGUGUACGACCUGGAGACCUCCCAGAAUACACUGGUGCUGAAGGGGCAGGGAGAAGGCACCCUCCCGGGGUCGAAUCAUAUCAACAAGGUCGUCAGUCAUCCCACGUUACCGGUCACCAUCACUGCUCAUGAAGACCGACACAUCAAAUUCUACGAUAACAAGUCAGGUAAAGUGAUCCAUGCCAUGGUGGCUCACCUGGACGCAGUCACCAGUCUGGCUGUGGAUCCAAACGGGAUCUACCUGAUGUCAGGAAGUCACGACUGUUCCCUGCGUCUGUGGAACCUCGACAGUAAAACGUGCGUUCAGGAGAUCACGGCUCAUAGGAAGAAGAGCGAGGAGGCCAUCUACGACGUGGCCUUCCACCCCUCCAAGGCCUACAUCGCCUCCGCUGGAGCCGACGCCCUCGCCAGGGUCUACGUGUAGAGGAGGAGGAGGAGGAGGAGGAGGAAGAGGAAGAGGAGGACCGCGGGGCGAGAGACACCGACAGACAGACAGACAGACAGAGAGAGAGAGAGAGACAUGUUGACAGUAUUCAGGUCUGUUCAGGUCUCUGAACACAGAAUAAAUAUUAAUGACAGACUGAAGGUGACGGAUCUGCAUCAGACGACUGAACACACACACACACACACACACACACAACCACACACACACACAGUUUAGGUGUGUGUCUCCCUCCAACUGACUGAAGAGACGUUCAGCAGCAGAAACGUUGUGGAAACAUUGUUUAAACGCUGCAGCUCACCUGUCCUGUGACGUCGUCAUCACCUGAACGUACCUCUGAUGACACUACAUGAAGCCCCGCCCCCCUCGUUGACACUAGUCUGACGUGCAGACCGGCUGACAGCAGGACGCACUCAUAGGAAAAAUCCCCCCACAUGUUCAGCGUUUCGUUCAUCACAUCUAAAACCUUGUUGCAGCGCGAGUGUUGUUCCGUCUUCAGGCGCCACGACAGGAAGCUCAUACGUCCGUCCGUCCCGUCACGUCCUCGGGGACAGACAGAUCUGUGUCAGCUGGCGUCUGUUUGUUCAGAACUCAUUGACGGUGAGGGCUCGGUUUCCAGUAAGUUCUGACAUUGUGAGCUGACAGGAAGCUGGACUCUGAUGUCAUCCUUAACAGUCAGCACCCAAAGCCUCGUUCAGACAGAGUUCAUGUUCUGACGAUGAGCUGCGGGGCUGAGUGGCGAAGUGGGCGUGUCCACAGGAUAAGCUGCUGGCUCUGCUGCUCGUCUAAUGACGUUUGUUUAAAAGUAAUCGUAUUCAUCCAGGAUAUGAGGCAGGUCUGAAAACCAACAACUGCAGAGGUGUUAGAUCUGUAAAACUUCCCUCCAAAGGAGAAUAGAGAUUUGAAAUCUGUGAUGUCAUCAGAAUGUAAAGUCUGGUGGGCGGGGCCAGUGGAGGAAACUCUACUGUGCAUAACCAGGAAGUAAACGCAGCAGCCAGAAAUCCUUUCUGAUGUGAUCGGCGAGCGGGUGCCAUCUUUACAGCUGGUGUCUCGUUCUUCUAUAAAUCUGUGGUUCUGAAUCUGAGAACAAACGUGUGAAACAUCACGUUUUACUCUGCGGACUUCCAGAUUAUCUGAUUGGCCAACGCAGCUCGCCGUCCAGCUGCGUUUCUCCAGAAGUUGAGUCUGUUUCUCCUCAGCACACAAAACUUUGAUCAGGAGGAACUGUUGCUUUGUUUCUCUUGUUGCUGAGAGAUUGUAGAAAACAGAAAAGAUGACUCCAGAGACGACAUCAGGAGACGAGGAGGGAAACAUUAAGAAGCCAUCAGGUGUCCGUCAGGCGUCUCUGUGCUGCUGGUUUGAAUCCCUGUUAAUGAUUUAGCCACUACAUAAUAUUUCUUUAUCGUCUCCUGAUAUUGUCUUUUUAUGAGAGAUUGUAGUCGAUGUCAUCUCCGACUCAGAAAUACAAUCUGGAGGCUGACGUAACGUUUUCUUGCUCGUGGCUCAUAUUUAAACCUUCUGUUGCUGCUAAAGAAACAGGAGCUGUUCUCUGAACGUCCUGCUGACUGAGGAGUUCCUCCUUCAUCAGUGAAGGUUUCAGUAUCUGAGCGCUGCACAAGACUUCGUUUUCACCUCCGUACACGUAAACAAAUAUUAAACUGUGCUGUGAAACAGUCGAACUAAAGGUGAGACGCUUCAUCAGUAACACAACCUGAAGGAAACCAGGUGACGAUUUGUUAAAUGUGUUGAACAUCUGAGGGGAUUUUUCUUUAGUCACAGCAGAUCAUGUGAUGUUUUAACCGUUGGUGGUUUUGUCGUAUUUAAGUUUUUAAAAACUGAACUGAAGCUUCAGGAAAAGAUUUUGCCCUGCCUAAUUUUUUACAGUGUUUUUAAAUUCUAUAAAUUAAUGUGAGCGUUAAAGAGACUGAACGUCAGCUGGUGAACGACCGCGCCGGUUACAAGUCAGAUUUUGUGUUUCCGUCUCUCCAACAAGCUGCGAGCUGAUUGGACCUCCGUCCAAACGGGAACAGAGGAUUGGUUAACACGCCCCCACCUCAGCUCCUGAUGGGCCAAUCACAGCCCUGCAUUUGACCCCCCGAGGUGAUGAGCGAAGGAUUCAGACGUUACUGUAGUUCAACAUGGACGCUUUGUGUUUGUGUAAAAUAAAUCUAGUUUUUAUAAUCGUUUUUAUAAACGUGGAAACGUCUCGUUAAUGGCACAGAGGAGGAUUCUGGCUCCUCAGUCCCGUCCAGUCCUGCCA
Acanthopagrus latus (yellowfin seabream) is the source of this 4719-nucleotide messenger RNA. It is a transcript of the gene strn3, whose product is annotated as striatin, calmodulin binding protein 3. The record is from RefSeq and is a predicted model, not a curated record. Lineage: Eukaryota; Metazoa; Chordata; Actinopteri; Spariformes; Sparidae. The coding region runs from base 315 to 2441 and encodes 708 amino acids. Gene Ontology annotation, cellular component: dendrite. The transcript is spliced from 16 exons. Gene Ontology annotation, molecular function: protein-containing complex binding; calmodulin binding; armadillo repeat domain binding.